UUAAUUCAGUUCUACAGACAGUAAGACGAUGCUCUAUAUCUAAUAUAAAGUGUCGACCGACAACAGCAGAUGAUUUGUUCUGAACUUUGUAGUGAUUUCUAUUCUCACAUUAUUUGGUAGUUUUCACCUGACGUCCACUCCUUUAAUGUGAGUCUUUGUCCUCACCUAUGAACAGGUAUCUUGAUCACGUGUAUAUUUAUUUGGCAUAUAUAUCAUACGACAACGCUACCAGCCUUACAGAUUAAAAUUUUCGAUUUGAUGGUGUUCCCUGCCAUAAAGUAAAGUGCAGGUAUGACCAGGUAAAAUGGUGAUGUGCUCUUUCUUGAUGCUCUCGUCUAGGUUGAUGGAGAACACUCUGUUAGUGUCACUCGUAUAGAUCAAGGCUACUUUCUCUUUGUACACAAUUGAUGAAUAUCUCGCCCAAAGCGCGGACAUCAAUUUUCUCACCUGCUGUCAGGAGGUUUUGGUGAAAAAUAUCCACCAUAGCUUAUCAGGGAUCUUAUAGAAAUCUUAACUUUAAGUACUGAAGUUUGUUUUUGGUGAUCAGCAAAGGAAACCUGCUGUGGUAUUGUGGUUUUAUUAAGAGCAUCUUUGAUUGGUACAGGGCGGUCUCACGGCCCAGUCCUUUAAAAUCUACUCUAGCCUCUCACCGGUCUCCGAGGCCCGACAACACUGGCCUUUACUAGUCACCAGUCGUAUUUUGAUAUUAAGUGCAAAACAGCACAUAUAAUAUUCAGAACAGUUUACACGAUCAAUUACCUAAUGUGGCUAAUUUUGAGAGAUCGGAGUUAUUAGGGAAAUAUAUAAGUUGGGCAAAAACUUUGAACUUGCAGCAAAAGGAAGCAACAAGCAAAAAUACUGCAAUUUGAAUUGAUGGUAAUACCGCAAAAUUGGUCCAAUUUGCCCCAGUGUUCUUUUGACUAACAAGUGGGGGCAUUUGUUCCGUACUCUAAUGCCGGCAUAUUAGACAUUAUCUCUUCUUGAAACUAAAUUCUGUGCAUGUUUCAGCAACUUUGACAUUUGGGGCGUUAAAUUGCCGAGAGUCGUAGAAAUGACACAUUACAUACCGCCAAAAUAGAUUGACUGGAACAGGCGGAUAAGGUUGACAGAAGGAAGAAAGAAAGGAGGAAGAUUUACAUAACCAUUUAAACAUGGUCACUGAUUAAUUUUUCUCAAUUGAAGAAAAUGUGGAUAUAUUCCGAGGAAUAUUUUGAAGUAUAUUUUCUUGUGUAGAAUGAUGAAAUCGUGUAAUAUUUAUCGUAUUCAUUAGUAAUUUUGUGAUUGUCGAAAAUUCCUUAAUCAAGGAUUAAUCUGAGCGAAUUCUACUGCCGAAAACAAUAACUGAAGUCAAUGAAAAACCCUCGGAUCCCUGAAUGGUGUACUGAAUGAAGUUAUAUUGUUUGGAGUCUCGUCAUUUAGAGGUGGGCCCGAUUGGAGGUAUGCACGGGCUAUUGUUAGUGUGUGGAUGAAUACAAAGCCCUGUGAACCCACUCUUGUCAAAUGAACCUAUAGCUUGUUGCGUGGACCGGGACUUGUACACAAUACCGCGCUCGAUCGGGGUACAUGGCUUCCUCUCACAGUCGUAUCCCAUAACACCAGAGGAGGCUCUCAUACUCGUCAGUAUUUGGUUAACUAUCCAACCAUGCAAAACACGUGGGGAUCAUACGCACCACACUCUCUAGCCUACCAACUGCCUCCUCGUUCAUACGACGUAUUUGCAGGUCAUGGUGGGGUCAAUCAGUUAGGAGGUGUAUUUGUGAACGGGAGACCGCUGCCCGAUGUGGUGCGACAGAGAAUUGUGGAACUGGCCCACCAGGGAGUUAGGCCUUGCGACAUCUCACGCCAGCUCAGGGUAUCCCAUGGAUGUGUCAGCAAAAUUCUUGGGAGGUAUUAUGAGACGGGUUCCAUUAAACCCGGGGUGAUUGGAGGUUCCAAACCCAAAGUCGCCACACCCAAAGUUGUUGAUGCCAUCACACGGUACAAACAUGAAAAUCCUACCAUGUUUGCAUGGGAGAUUAGAGACAGACUACUGGCCGAACAGGUGUGCACGUCCGAAAAUGUCCCAAGUGUCAGCUCUAUCAACAGAAUUGUACGUAAUCGAAUGGCAGACCAGGCAAAACUUGGUUCCCCUAGCCCGUCCAACGAUGCCUCGAGCCCCCCUCUGUCACAUACCUCUUCACCUAAUGCAGACUCGCUACAGAGGACUGGAACGUAUUCCAUAAGUGGGAUACUGGGCAUUCCAAAUCAAAACGCUCAAAGUAUGGCCGAUCCUUCCAGCGUGAAAAGAAAACGAGAAGACCAACCAGUUACAAAUGGGCAUGAACCGGAAGUGAAGUCAGAGCCUUUAGGCAAUAAUAACAAUGUUACAAAUGUAGAUAUGUGGUAUGCGGCCCGUCCACCAAAGUUAUCCCGCACUGAAAACGGAGCGCCACAAGAGCAUCAAACAGUGAUUUUACCAAAUGGAGCACAAAUCUACACCCCAGGGGGUCACCCCCCAACUUAUAAUGCUCAGUUCCUAACCGCUUCUACGUCAACAAAUGAUAUUAAAACAGUGGAAUAUACAAUGCCGACUACUGCCAUGGCGGGCACUGUUACAAACUCAGAAUCUCAAAACCCAACGGGAAAUUACACUCCAUCUAUAGGUCAACCCAUUACUACGCCUAUAACCGUUAAUACACAGUCUGUGAGGCCAGUCAUAGUAACUGUGACAGCGGAUGGUCGAAUUACGGGCGAGCACAUUCCUGCGGGAGAUUUUGCAGAAGCAAGCAACCGAAACAAUACAACUCCCUCGAAUAAUAACACCACCACUACAAACAACAAUAUAUCUACAAAUAUCACAGCUACAAACAAUAAUAACAACACAAAAACACCCUCCCCUAAGCCUGGAACCCCCUCCCAAGCAGGUGGAAGCAACCUGACAGAGCUUAAACCCGUUCAGCCCACCCUCACUCAGCCCUACCAUGCUCCGCUGCCGUCGUUCACGGGGCAGUUCACAAGUCAAGCUAACAGUUUUAAUUCUACAACGCAUGCAUCAUAUCCAAGUCAGCCUGUGGUGGGGACGGUUGUCCCUCCUAUUGUAAUAUCAGGAGGCAACUACACAUCCGGCACUGCGCCUAGUGGAGACUACUAUAACACGGCCGUGCCCUACACUCAGUAUAACGCUGUAGGUACACACUACACUACGGACCCAGCCUGGACAAUGAGAUACGGGCCCGGAGGAAUACUCAAUACUCCCGCAUACUAUUACCCCCCUGGUGUGGCCGGAGGUCGGACGGAGUCCAACACAACAGUGGCAACGGCGGCAGCAGCAGCAGCCAGCCCCUCCAAGACGUAGGCCACAAGUGACAGCGGCAGAGAUUUGUUUUAAUGAUGAGAUGUGAUAUAUCCAAUAAACUUUCCAUGUGAACGUUUCCCUGAAAGGCGGUGAACAUUGGUGAAUGUUGGUGAGGAGUGAAAGAAACUUGGAAUGCAUCAUGUGAUCUCUUCCCAUGUGUAACGGAUAUUUAUGGAUACACAUGUAUUAUGGACGCGUGUCAAACCACGUGCUAAGUGGACAGACGCAUGGAUAACACUUUGGAAACAUGCAUACCUCAGCCCCGUUUAUUUUAGUUUUUAUGCAAAAUGAAACAAGACUUACUCUCUGGUAUCUAUCAUGCACAUAACUCAGAUGUGUAUAUAGUACAAUUCCACCAUUGGUUAAUACCAGCCAGCCAUCUACCACUGUUUGCAUAGUAUUUACUCGUACAUGACGAUGUUUUUUUUUUCAUGUGAGCGCUUGAUGGUGAUUUUAAGAGUGAUAUACGAGAGUUUCGUUCAUAUGUGUCGUGCUGUUGUGAUGAGAAUAUUUGCCGGAUAGAAUGUAUUUAAUUCGAAUAAAAAUAGUAUAUAAUAGAUAUAUAUAUAUUUCUGUAUGAUAGCGACUACAUGUCCAGUGAAACCCACAUAAUUAGAAAACAUUAAUAUGUUCAGCAUAAUUAUAUUGUUUUUUUUUUUCAAAAUAGACAAAGAUUUAUAAUACGAGGUGAGCCUGCUUUAAAGAACUUUUAUGAUGUGAAUUUUGAUUUUGAAUGAAUAGAUUUUCAUGACAAAAUAUAUGAAAUAAACAAUAAGGUCGUGUCAUUAUUACACGGGGAUUUUUAAAUGAACUUUUCGCGUACAUAAGGCGAUAAAUUCUAAAAGUUCUUUUGCUUUGUGUUUUAAGAAAAUCCUUAUCUUGUUUUAUAAAUAAUUAUAUCAUGAAUUAAGAGGAUGGGAAAGACAUCUCGGAGCAUAAUAUCGACGAAGCUGAUUAAUCGCUUUGUUAACAAGCUAUUUCUGUCGACGUAAAUUAAAUGAGGUAGCAUGCCGUAAAAGGAUUUGUAUCCACCCUCGCUGUGCCAUAUAUGACUCAUUUUUAUCCAGUUUCCACGGUUCUUUUGAAGCAAUCAAUUCAUGUAUUAUCAUUUUAAUUCCAAUGUGAGAUCACGAUGAUUUUUUCCCUGAGUUGAUUUAGACAUGAAGAUAGAUAUGAACAAAAUGACAUUUUAAAAAGUCGCUAUGCCAAUGAGCCUCCAAUAAGACAACUAUACGAUACGGGUUUGUAUGUAAAUGCCUAUAGUCCACUUAUUUUAGCUUUAUCUUUCUCAAUUCUUUAAUAUUCAUCGAUUACUUUAAGUGGCUAUUGAGUAACACUAGUGAUGACAGUAAUGUUUCGUUCGUAGAUAAUAAUUUCUAAUUUCAAUGUUUACUUUUUGUUAAUGUUCCGACAGAUUGUAGGGUUUUCUUGCCAUUGUUAUGAGAAUUUGCUCAAAUAUUUCAUUAUUUCAUUUCUUGGGGAAAAAACAAAGAUUUGAUUAUCAUCUGCAAAUGUAUCUUUCCCUCAUUAUAUAGGGAUUCUAUCUUCCAUUGCAAUUUUCAGUACAGAUAUUACUGACAAUAGUUUCCAUUUUGUCUACUCAAUAAAUUGAAAAUCCAUGUCACGUGAUAUAUGGUAGUCAUGUGACUGUUUUGUCUUGCCAGAUGACGUCAUGGCGGUACAUAUAUAUGCUCAUUGUUGUGUUCUUAUAGGAGACCUGGUCUCCAUGUUAUAUGUUUUUAUGACAUUGUGACUAACCUAGUUUUUAGAAAUCCCUUAUGUAGCACUAAUAGACAAUAUGAUAUAUGGUUAAGUGCUAGCUUUCUAUAUAAAUGUGUAUUUUAUUGUAAAUAUAUAAUUCAGGGUAUAUGCUUACUGCAUUGUUCUGAGCGAAACCCUCGUCGAUAUUUUUAAUGGAUGCAAUAGAAUAUGAGGGAUGAAUCUCUGUGACAUUUAACGUGAUUUUGCAUCAAUGAAUGUUCAUUUAUCAAUCGUUCACACGGUACAUUUUAUCACAUACAUAAUUAUAUUCAUUCAUAGAAACACAAUUUUUGACAUCCUUCAGUGUUUGCCAAUAAACUUUUGUUACCUUUACUAUGGUCGAGUUUCAGCUGGGAGUUGUUUGUCGCAUGUUUAAUUUGUAUGUUUAUCAACUUAAAUCAUUUAAUGCUGACUAUCCCGUGAUUUGUGGUAUUUUGUCACAGAUAAUAAAUUUGAAAUCAUC
This is a messenger RNA of Pecten maximus, 5558 nucleotides long. RefSeq names its product paired box protein Pax-5-like. Gene Ontology annotation, biological process: regulation of transcription by RNA polymerase II; anatomical structure development. Bases 1643 to 3334 code for a protein of 563 amino acids. Gene Ontology annotation, molecular function: DNA-binding transcription factor activity, RNA polymerase II-specific; RNA polymerase II cis-regulatory region sequence-specific DNA binding. Lineage: Eukaryota; Metazoa; Mollusca; Bivalvia; Pectinida; Pectinidae. The transcript is spliced from 11 exons. The record is from RefSeq and is a predicted model, not a curated record.